AUUUAUCGAUCAUCGUACCUACAUGUCCAUAAAAUGAGCAAAUAUUCAUUUACAAAAAAUGUCGAUUAAAUGGAUUAAUUCAUGAACUUUUGCGAUCGUAGCUUCCAUUUUACCCUCAGUUUUUUUUCUACUUACCAGUAUACCUACGAAACAUAUGAAUAAAAAUUUACAAAUUUUAUUUAAUAGAAAACGAAAUACUGUCUACGUGAUAAAACUAUUUCAUGUCCAUGCGUCGAUCCCAUUUUCAUUCGAUAUAUUAAUAUUGAUCAUGCACACGCAUUUACGAUACAAUUACGAAGUAGUGAAAAAAUUAUAAUUAUGAAAUUAAUAAACAUUUAAGUUUGCGUGCUGUAGUUGUGUGUUAUAAUAUUUUGUUGAAAAUGCAAUUUAUAUUUAGAUGAUAUAUUUAUAUGUGUAUAUAUACAUACAUGUAUAUUAUAUUAUAUAUUAUAUCAUUAACUAAAGAUUAUAUAUUGUUACUGUGAUUGAUUGAUAUAUUGAUACUGAACGUUGACUUUGAUUUUUCUAUAUUUUAUUGUAUAUUUUAAUGUAUUAACAGAAUUAAUUUUUUUAUUCAGCAGUGAUUAUUAAAUUUAAAUUACAUCUAGAAAUAAAUUUUUAACUGUUAUGAGAUAAAAAUCUAGUAUGUAAUGAUAAUUCAUAUUUUCAACGGAAGUGAUAUGAAUGAUUUAAUCUUGUAGCCGGAAUUAUUAAUUUAUUCGGCUUAAAUGUGUACACGUGAGAAGUGAAAAAUGUCUUUAGACCAAACAGUAUGUGAGGUACUACUUGGUUUCAUUUCUGUGUGUACUGCUGUGGGUGCAUGGCAUUGGUUAACAGAUCCAAAUACAUCAGCUGUAUCAUUUACACAAAGUUUAUACAAUCAUCCAUUCUUUGCAAUUGCUAUUAUACUGUUCAUAAUGGGAGUUCAUAGACGUGUAAUAGCACCAAGUAUUAUAACUCAAAGAGCUAGAAGUGUUCUCAGUAAUUUUAAUAUGAGUUGUGAUGAUACUGGAAAGCUCAUCCUUAAGCCAACAAGAUCAAGAUCAUGAAAAUUAAAAAGAAAAAGACAUAGGUUUUGUGUUAAUUUUUAAAGUGUUCAUAAGUAUUUGAAUUCCAAGAACAUACAUAAUGUAAAACACAUUUUUUACAUUAAUGUAAGAUUAUUUUUAUCUUCUAAAAUUGUAAUCACAUUGAAGAUAAUACAUGUAUGUACAAAAAAUUUUGCGUUUUAUAAAUUUAUUCUGAAAAUAAUAAAAAAUGUUUAAAUUAUAUAUAUUUUUUACGCAUUUAUUUUGGAAACUCUAGAAUGUAU
Heterotrigona itama is the source of this 1312-nucleotide messenger RNA. Lineage: Eukaryota; Metazoa; Arthropoda; Insecta; Hymenoptera; Apidae. The record is from the annotation of a GenBank genome assembly.